AUGAAGGCGGGCAACAACAUCAGCAUGAACAUCAUCUGGACCGCGGGCAGCCUGGUGCUGACGCGCUGCUUUCAGGUGUACUCUGACGCCCAGCGGCAGAAGAGCCAGAUGCAGCACGAGAUCAGCUCCCAGCUGUACGACAAGAUGCAGGACUCCCAGGAGGGCGUGGAGGAGGAGCUCGACGGGCUGUGCGAGGAGUUCCUGGUGCGCGAGUUUGACCACCGCAUUGACUUCCAGGUGCAGGACUCGUUGCCGCGCCUGGAGCGCUGGGGCCUGGUUGUGAGGAACGAUCAGGACAAGGUCCAGGCGAUGCCCAUGGACAGCGCCAUCGAGGCCCUCAGCUUCGCCUGGGCUAUCGCCUACCGCUCCCUCGGCGAGCCCGCCGCCGCCGGCGUCUGCACCGCUGACCUCCUGACCGGGCGCGGCUCCACCUUUGGCGCCGAGUUCGACACGUUUAGGGAGAACCAGGCCGCCAUAAUCGCGGCGCUCGCGGGCAGCAAGAAGGGUAUGUUCUCAAAGGCGAAGGACAAGAUGUCCUUCAAGCGGAGCAGUUCCAGCCGGGAAGCGUUUGCGGCCGCCGCCUACAAGCCCCGCCCGGACGCUGCGGCCGCCGCCGCGCCCGGCGAGCGGUCGUCGGGCUCGAUGGCGGCGGCCGCGGCGGCGGCGCUGGCGGCGGUCAAUGAGGGCGAGGAGGACGCCGCGGCCAGAAUCGACGCUGCGCUGGAGGGAGCGCCUGCGCCGCUGGCGGUGACGGGGGCGCCGCUGGCCGCCGCGGCCGUGGAGGACGCCCCGACGCCGCGCGCAAGCGGCGGCUCUCUGUCGGCCUCAGCAUCGCCGGCGGCGGCGUCCCCCUCGCCGCUGGGCGGCGGCCGGGCGUCCGGAGACUUCUGCAGCCGCCGCUCCGCGGGGUCCGGCUCGGUCGCCGGCGGCAGCAGCGUGCACGACGGCGACGAGGGGGCGUCGGGGGCCGCCCACAGCAGCGGCGGCGGCAAGUUGAAGAAGCCCCUGGCGCUCUUCAAACGGCUGGGCAAGGGCGGGGCCAAGUGA
This is a messenger RNA of Monoraphidium neglectum, 1047 nucleotides long. RefSeq lists its product as hypothetical. The record is from RefSeq and is a predicted model, not a curated record. Bases 1 to 1047 code for a protein of 348 amino acids. NCBI's taxonomy places the organism in Eukaryota, Viridiplantae, Chlorophyta, Chlorophyceae, Sphaeropleales, Selenastraceae. The transcript has 4 exons.